AUGAAUAACUCAACAGAAAAUUAUGAAAGAUACGAAAAUUUUGGAACCCUAGAAUCGGAUAUUUUUUGCAGUGCAAACGCUGCCUACGAUGGCUUUUCCGCGACAAGUGAUAAAAAUCAUAAAGUAACUCCGCCAAGCACAACUAGUAAUUACAAUCAGUAUUCUACAACCUCUUUUGCAAAUGAAUCGACCUCUUACAAUUCACAAUCUAUCGGUCAUAAUGCUAUUGAACAACAGAUGAUUCUAGAACAAAAUCUACCAACAUUUGUUCCCCAACUUAAUAGACCUUCAAUUAAUUCACCUAUAUCGACUAAUGCUAGCUCUCUCCAAAUACAAACGGUUGAAAUUCCUGGUUAUACAAUUAUUAUAAUCCCCAAAUUUUCCCCAUUGGCAAGUUUAACUGGUUUAGACGUACAAAAUCAAAUUCAACCAGGCAAUGGUCGUUUGGAUAAUUCUUCUUAUUCGGUUAAUCCACCACAAUUAAAUCAAAAACAGAAUUUUCCCUUUACAGUAAAUGGAUAUGAAUCUACACAUUUAAACGUGCAACAUCAACUUCAACCAGGCAAUGUUCGUUUGAAUGAUUCUUCUUAUUCGGUUAAUCCAGCACAAUUAAAUCAAGAACAGAAUUUUCCCUUUACAGUAAAUGGAUAUGAAUCUACACAUUUAAACGUGCAACGUCAACUACAACCAGGAAAUGUUCGUUUGGAUAAUUCUUCUAAUUCGGUUAAUCCACCACAAUUAAAUCAAGAACAGAAUUUUCCCUUUCCAGCAAAUGGGUACGAACCUACAUCUUGUUUACCAAAUUUAGACGUGCAACAUCAACUUCAACCAGGCAAUGUUCGUUUGGAUUAUUCUUAUUCGGUUUAA
This is a messenger RNA of Funneliformis mosseae, 867 nucleotides long. The record is from the annotation of a GenBank genome assembly. NCBI's taxonomy places the organism in Eukaryota, Fungi, Glomeromycota, Glomeromycetes, Glomerales, Glomeraceae.